GGGCAGGACCGGGACGCGCCAGGGCCAGCCGCUGAGCCGCCCCGGGCGGCACCGCUCCCCCCUCCCGCCGCUGCUCCGCGCCCCGCGGGGGCGACGGGCGGUACCGCCAGAGGCAGGGCACGGCCCCAUUGGCUGCCGGGAACACUUAUUUGCAUGACCCCGCCCCCCUCGCAACCUCAUUGGCACUGAGACGGAGUCACUUUGCAUCGUACCGCCCCCCCGCGCCGCCUGGCCGGCGCUGCGCUGCGGUGCGGUGUCGGGCCGGCGGUGAGGCGCAGUGCAGGAGCGGGAGACGAGCCGUGACCGGCAGCAGGGUACUGGCAGUACUGCCGCUUCACGGGUGUCUGGUGGAACAGGGCGGCAGCACGCUGCGGCCGGCGCGGCGAAGCGGAGCGGCCGGCGGGUUUCGCCGCGCCCCCUCGCUGUUCUGUCCACCUCCGCUUUCCUGUAAGCCGCUCCCCGCCCGGGUCCCGCGGGUGCAGCAUGAAGUGCAGUGAUGGCCCGGAGAGGUAAGACGGCGGUGAGGACGCUGGAAGACUUGACGCUGGACUCAGGGUAUGGUGGCGCGGCGGACUCGGUACGCUCUUCCAACUUGUCGCUGUGCUGCUCGGAUUCGCACCCCGCGUACCCCUAUGGAGGAAGCUGCUGGCCGCACUUAACUGACUCCAUGCACAGUCGGCACAACAGCUUCGACACUGUCAACACCGUCCUAGCGGAAGACUCCGAGGUGCUGGACUGCGCGGGGCAGCAGUGCGCUCGGCUCCUGCCCGACCUUGAGGAGGUCCCCUGGAGCCUGGAGGAGGUGGAGGCGCUGCUGCUGCCGCCGCCGCGCCGGGAGCCGCGGGCGCCGGGCACCACCGCCGCCGCCAGCCCCGGCAGCCGGGAUGCGGCGGCGCGGCUCUCGACGCUGGUGAGCCGGGCGCUGGUGCGCAUCGCCCGGGAGGCGCAGCGCUUAAGCCUUCGCUUUGCAAAGUGUACGAAGCACGAGGUGCGGAGCGCCAUGGAGAUCGUCCUGGGCUGGACGCUGGCUGCCCGUUGUACAGCGGCCGCCCUCAGUGCUCUCUCCCUCUACAACAUGAGCAGCAGCGGCGGCGACCGCUUCAGCCGCGGCAAGUCUGCGCGGUGCGGGCUGACCUUCUCCGUGGGCAAGUUCUACCGCUGGAUGGUGGACAGCCGCGUGGCCCUGCGCAUCCACGAGCACGCCGCCAUCUACCUCACCGCCGGCACCGAAAGCCUCUUCCGCGACAUCCACGCCCGGGUGCUGGCCGGCCCCGCCGCCCCGCUCCCGCCGCCCGGCCGCCCCCCGGCCGCAGCCACCGGCGGCGCGGCGGAGAAGGAGAAGGAGGGCGGCGAGGCACCCCGGUUCACCCUGGAGUCGCUGGAACAGACUGUCAACAACGACCCCGAGCUCUGGGGCUUGCUGCAGCCUUACCAGCACCUCAUCUGCGGCAAGAAUGCUAGUGGUGUUCUCUGCCUGCCGGACAGCUUGAACCUUCACAAAGAACAGCAAAGGUCAAACAAGCCUGGGGAAGUUCAGAUGUUCAGCCAGUCAGAGCUGAGGACCAUCGAGCAGUCUUUGCUUGCUACACGUGUGGGGAGCAUUGCUGAACUCAGUGACCUGGUGUCUCGAGCGAUGCACCACCUCCAGCCCCUCAAUGCCAAGCAGCACGGGAAUGGGACACCAAUGCACCAGAAACAGGGAUCACUCUACUGGGAGCCAGAGGCUCUGUACACCCUCUGCUACUUCAUGCACUGUCCACAGAUGGAGUGGGAAAACCCUAAUGUGGAGCCAUCAAAAGUUACACUGCAGACUGAGAGGCCGUUCAUCGUGCUCCCUCCCUUGAUGGAAUGGAUACGGGUCGCCGUGGCUCAUGCGGGGCACCGCCGCAGCUUCUCGGUGGACAGCGAUGACGUACGGCAGGCAGCGAGGCUCUUACUGCCGGGAGUGGACUGCGAACCUCGACAGUUAAAAAUUGAUGACUGUUUUUGUGCAUCUCGGAAGCUGGAUGCAGUUGCCACUGAAGCAAAGUUCAAGCAGGACCUGGGUUUCCGCAUGCUCAACUGCGGCCGAACAGAUCUGGUUAAACAAGCCAUAUCCUUGCUGGGGCCGGAUGGGAUUAACAGCAUGAGUGAACAGGGCAUGACUCCACUGAUGUAUGCUUGUGUCAGGGGUGAUGAGGCUAUGGUGCAGAUGCUGCUAGAUGCUGGAGCAGAUCUGAAUGCUGAGGUUGUCAGUACUGCUCAUAAAUACCCAUCCGUCCACCCCGAGACCCGCCAUUGGACAGCUCUGACAUUUGCUGUGUUGCAUGGACAUAUUCCUGUAGUUCAGCUGUUGCUGGAUGCUGGAGCAAAGGUUGAAGGUUCCUUGGAGCAUGGAGAGGAAAAUUACUCUGAAACCCCUUUACAGUUGGCAGCAGCUGCUGGAAAUUUUGAACUUGUCAGUCUGCUGUUGGAGCGAGGAGCUGACCCCCUGAUAGGAACAAUGUACAGGAAUGGCAUUUCUAUGACUCCACAAGGUGACAUGAACUCUUUCAGUCAGGCUGCUGCACAUGGACACAGGAAUGUCUUCCGUAAGCUGCUUGCUCAGCCGGAGAAGGAGAAGAGCGAUAUUCUGUCGCUGGAGGAGAUCCUGGCCGAGGGCACAGACUUGCCUGACUCAGCGGCAGCUCCGCUCUGUGCCAGCCGCAACAGCAAGGCCAAGCUGAAGGCCCUGAAGGAGGCCAUGUACCACAGUGCUGAGCAUGGCUACGUGGAUGUGACCAUUGACAUACGGAGCAUAGGUGUUCCCUGGACACUGCACACAUGGCUGGAGUCCCUGCGCACAUCCUUCCAGCAGCACAGACGACCCCUCAUCCAGUGCUUGCUAAAGGAAUUCAAGUCCAUCCAGGAAGAAGAGUACACAGAGGAGCUCAUCACACAAGGGUUGCCUCUGAUGUUUGAGAUACUGAAAGCCAGCAAGAAUGAAGUGAUCAGCCAGCAGCUCUCUGUCAUUUUCACUCACUGCUACGGACCCUACCCUAUUCCAAAGCUCGUUGAAAUUAAGCGCAAGCAGACCUCUCGCCUAGAUCCCCAUUUUCUUAACAACAAAGAGAUGUCAGAUGUUACAUUUCUGGUGGAAGGAAGGCCAUUUUAUGCACACAGAGUGUUGCUAUUUACUGCAUCACCAAGGUUUAAAGCACUGCUGUCUAGCAAGCCUUCGUCCGAUAGUACUUGUAUUGAGAUCAACUAUGUGAAGUACCCCAUCUUUCAGCUGGUUAUGCAGUAUCUGUAUUAUGGAGGUGCAGAGUCACUCCUGAUUAAAAAUAAUGAAAUCAUGGAGCUUCUUUCUGCUGCUAAAUUUUUCCAGCUCGAAGCUUUACAACGACACUGUGAGAUCAUUUGCGCAAAAAGCAUCAACACAGAAAACUGCGUGGAUAUUUAUAAUCAUGCCAAGUUUCUCGGAGUCACAGAACUAUCGUCCUAUUGUGAAGGCUACUUCCUGAAAAACAUGAUGGUCCUCAUUGAAAACGAAGCUUUCAAACAGCUGUUGUACGACAAGAACGGAGAAACUUCUGGUCAAAAUGUACUACAGGACUUACAGAGGACGUUGGCCACGAGGAUUCAGUCGAUUCAUUUGUCUUCUUCAAAGGGCUCCAUUGUGUAAAGCUGAGGAAGACAGUAAUCCUCUCAUCAAGACUCUGCAAGUGAAGUCUGCUGUUGCAGUUGCUUAAACAACCACAAAAAAUAAUUAAACUAUUCUACUUUGCAUCCACGUAGUUCACUGUUGGCCAGAGAUGCUCUGCUGGGGCUGUGGCCCUUCCUGGAUGAGGGAAUGCAGAAGACAAAACUUCUCUGUGUUUUCGAGCAGCUUGGGUACAGGAGUAUCCAGCGAAUCACUGCUGUACUCAGAUGCUGAGCACACGUGCGAUGGUGCAGCCCGAUGCCAACAAAAGCUGGAACUCACACCAGUGAACAGCAGAAUCCUUUCCCUGCCUGAGUGGUGGUGCCACUGAACACCUGAAUUGACCAAUGAAUUAUUUAAGGUGGAUUUGUUCCAGUGUGACACGUUUAAGAACUGUAUCUAUCCCAGAGUCCGUUAUCUCAUGCAUUUAAGAACUGUGACAACUGCUAUUGCUGUCAAGCAAAGAUCAACUGUAUUAGAGAGUGGGUAAGACUGCUACAGCUGAAGAAAUAUACUGGCAGAUUUUUAGGGGUGGGUACUUUUUAAAUUGUUCAUAAACAAAUAAUGGGGUGGCCUUGUAGUUUAAAAAACUAUUUCUUAAGCUUCAGAUUUAAUUUUGGACAGAGCUGUGUUUGAGAAUCUAUGUAACACGUUUUGGUUUUUUAAAUGGUAAAAUGUUCAUUGUGUAAAUGUACAUUUGAUCAGUUUUGCUUGUAUUCUUUCCUAGAGUGGUAUAAUCUGGCCUAACAGGCUAUGGUUACACCAAAGAGGUACAUUACCCAGACUAUCUCUAGUGUACAGGGUGGGGGGGCAGGAGAACUGCAUGCUACUUAUGAUUUGGGGUUAAGAGCGAUGACAAACUCCACAUGCAUUUGCAUGGUAACUGUACCUGUGAAAUGUUACGUUUGUGCUUCCUUCCCCCAAGACAAAUGCAAUGUUACUUCUGGUCAAACUUCAUCUGUGAAACGAGCAUCCUUUUUUUCAUUUGGUGCCAUUGCUUGUGGUGUGAGACCCCUGGAGACCCUUCUCAAGAUGCUGAUUUCUGUUUGUUACAGCGAGGGAUGGUAACAGGUCGUGACUUCAGUAACGUAUCGAUGCUUUGCUACUGGCCAGAGGUUGUGUCCCGGUUAGAGGUUUUUGAAUUAUAAUUAAAUGUGUACUUAGAAUGA
This is a messenger RNA of Pogoniulus pusillus (Red-fronted tinkerbird), 4830 nucleotides long. RefSeq names its product ankyrin repeat and BTB domain containing 3 (gene ABTB3). Gene Ontology annotation, molecular function: protein heterodimerization activity. Gene Ontology annotation, biological process: SMAD protein signal transduction. Lineage: Eukaryota; Metazoa; Chordata; Aves; Piciformes; Lybiidae. Bases 497 to 3643 code for a protein of 1048 amino acids. The transcript has 17 exons. The record is from RefSeq and is a predicted model, not a curated record.